UCCUACAGAUCCAGCUGCUGAAAAUAUAUUAAGUAUAGACAAAGACAUCCAGAAGCUUCUUCAGACGUUCGGACAAAGACAUGUGGUUCUCAACAUCAAAGACAAACAGCAGAUUACAAAGAUGUUUGAGGUUGUGGACAAAAUUAGUGAUGCCACAAACAAACCACACUGUUAUACAAAGACAACAUUUCUACAUGCACAGAUGGACAAAGUCUUACAACAAGAUAAAUCCAUACAGAUGCAACAUGAUGAACUUGAGAAGCUCAAGACGAACCUGAUGACUUGUGAUGAAGUUGAAGGAAAAGACUCAGAUUGUCUCAGGAUUGUGCUGAUUGGGAAGACCGGCUGUGGAAAGAGCUCUACAGGAAACACGAUUUUAGGAAACGACAAGUUUAUAGCUGCAUCAAGUCAAAUGUCGGUCACAACAUAUUGUACGAAGGCAGAGGGUGAGGUGGACGGUCGUCCUGUUGUUGUGGUCGACACUCCUGGUCUGUUUGACACAGCUCUGUCCAAUGAAGAAGUUCAAGAAGAGCUGGUGAAAUGUAUCAGCCAGCUGGCUCCAGGACCACAUGUCUUCUUGGUGGUGAUAGGGGUUGGUAGAUUCACAGCAGAGGAGAGAGAAACGAUCAGGCUCACUAAAAGAUUCUUUGGGAAGAAUUCAGAAAAGUUCACCAUCAUUCUUUUUACAAGAGGAGAUGAUCUGGAGCGUCAGGGAGAGUCUAUUGAUGAUUAUAUCAAGAACAAAUGUCAUGAUUCCUUUAAGAAGCUGAUCUCUAACUGUGGAGGAAGAUACCAUGUGUUCAAUAACUCUGACAAACAAAACUGCACACAAGUCAGUGAGCUGAUAAAAAAGAUUGACACCAUGGUGAAGAACAAUGGAGGAAGCUUCUACACCAAUGAGAUGCUGCAAGAGGCUGAAGCUGCGAUAAGGAAGGAGAUGCAGAAGAAUUUAAAGGAGAAGGAAGAAGAGAUGCAGAAGGAAAAGGAAGAGAUUGAAAGAAAACAUAAGCAAGAAAUGAAAGCAAUGAAAAUAAGAAUGGCAGAAGAGAAAGAAAAAUCAGAAAAGGAGGGAAAACAGAAAGCUGAAGAACUCGAGGAAAUGAUGAACAAAAUUAAGGAAGAACAAGAGAAGAAGAAAAAAGAAGAAGAAAUGAGAGAAAAGGAGGAAAAGGAAAAGGACACUGGAGAAGAAAGAUAUCGACAACAAUUCAAAGAAGAACUUGAAAAGUUGGACAGACAAAUUCAUUUGGAAAAAGAGGCAAAGGAAAGUGUCGACAGACAGCUGGAAGAGACCAGAGAAGAGAUGCAACGAAACAAGAAGCCUGGGAGAAGAACGAAGAGAAGAGCGAGAGAAACAAAGACAAGAAGAUGA
Messenger RNA from Maylandia zebra (zebra mbuna), 1372 nucleotides. Lineage: Eukaryota; Metazoa; Chordata; Actinopteri; Cichliformes; Cichlidae. The record is from RefSeq and is a predicted model, not a curated record.